This is a messenger RNA of Parastagonospora nodorum SN15, 393 nucleotides long. RefSeq lists its product as hypothetical. The record is from RefSeq and is a predicted model, not a curated record. The coding region runs from base 1 to 393 and encodes 130 amino acids. NCBI's taxonomy places the organism in Eukaryota, Fungi, Ascomycota, Dothideomycetes, Pleosporales, Phaeosphaeriaceae. The transcript is spliced from 2 exons.
AUGAACACCCCGCCCACUUCGGUCAACGUCUAUACCACCUGUCGCCAGGUCAACACCGAGGUAUUCAGUCCCAUGGCGAACAACUUAGCGGAGCUAUCUCCUCUUCCUCGCGUUAUAGUCGAAGUUGACGUUCAUCUACUUCUCGUGGCCCGAGAUCGAGACAACAAUGGUGAAAUUGACCUAUCCGAUGCCAUGGUUUUCGCCCUGAAGAGAGCUGAGAACUGGAUGGAUGGUAAAGUGCUAGGCCUUGUUGCUUGCAUGCAGAAGUGGUUCGUCCUCUUCGAAAGAAAGAGAUUGUUGGCCGGCCAGCAUAGCACAUUGGACUCAGUACCUACUGUUGUAUUGCCAUCUCCUCAUAUCUCAUAUAUCCAGGGAGCGACCCGCAGUCGGUGA